Molecule: messenger RNA, 3724 nt
Organism: Gopherus evgoodei (Goodes thornscrub tortoise)
Lineage: Eukaryota; Metazoa; Chordata; Testudines; Testudinidae
Gene: KCTD7
Product: potassium channel tetramerization domain containing 7
Exons: 7
Coding region: 241-1128 (295 amino acids)
Biological process (GO): protein homooligomerization
Molecular function (GO): protein binding
Source: RefSeq, a predicted model, not a curated record
GCCGAGCAUCCCUUCGACGGCCUCCGCAGCCGGGGGGCCGCCGGCGCAGGCAGACUUCUUGUUCCAGUGCUGGUCAACAGUGAUAGUGAUGUCACUAGUCCAUUGCAUGCAGGGAUGUCUGAGGGUGAGCAGGAAAGGAAGCAGCUUUAGACAGUAACUUCAGCUGCCUAUAAAUGCACAUCAAAACACAGCAUUGCCACGGCUGUCUGCCCAGCAGACCUGGUUGCAAGAGCCAGAGGGAUGGUGGUAGUCACAGGGCAGAACAAAGCCAGUGGAAAUCUGGAUGAUGCCAUGUCGAGUUCAGAUGCAGAGGAUGAUUUCCAAGACCCUACCACUCCUACUGCGACUCAGGCAGGGCACCUGCUGCCUCUGCUGCCUCAGCAGUUCCCGGAAGUUGUUCCGCUUAAUGUAGGAGGCAUGUAUUUCGCUACCAGACUGUCAACACUAAGACGCUAUGAAGAUACCAUGUUGGCUGCUAUGUUUAGUGGAAGACACUACAUUCCAACAGAUGCUCAAGGCAGAUAUUUUAUUGACAGAGAUGGAAAUUACUUUGGAGACGUUCUUAACUUUCUGCGAUCUGGUGACCUGCCACCUAGAGAACGGGUGAGGUCAGUUUACAAGGAAGCUCAAUAUUAUUCCAUAGGACCGUUGCUGGACAAUCUAGAGGAAGUCCAGCCUCUUAAAGGAGAAAAAGUUAGACAAGCUUUCCUGAGCUUAAUGCCAUAUUACAAAGAACACUUGGAGCGGAUAAUUGAAAUAGCUAAGCUUAGAGCCAUGCAGAGAAAAGCAAGGUUUGCAAAGUUGAAGAUCUGUGUUUUCAAGGAAGAAAUGCCCAUCACCCCAUAUGAGUGUCCACUUUUCAACUCUCUACGUUUUGAAAGAAGUGAAAGUGAGACAAAACUGUUUGAACAUCACUGUGAAGUAGAUGUAUCUUUUGGCCCCUGGGAGGCUGUAGCUGAUGUAUACGAUCUUCUGCACUGUAUUGUGACAGACCUGUCAGACAAGGGAAUUACUGUGGAUCAUCAGUGCAUUGGUGUGUGUGAUAAACAUCUGAUAAACCAUUAUUACUGCAAGCGCCCCAUCUAUGAAUUCAAGAUUACUUGGUGCAUUGGGAGCAUGCCAGCUUGAGCACAGCUAAUCAUGGAGACUACAUUCCCCAAACGCUCUCCAGCCUGGUCUGCACGGGAGGUGGUGGAUCUCAUCGCUGUGUGGGGAGACGUCUGUGCAGGCAGAGCUCCGAUCCAGCAGAAGAAAUGCUGACAUCUAUGCAAAGAUUGCUUGUGGAAUUGGGGAGAAGGGCUACAUGAGGGACACACAGCAGUGCUGUGUGAAAAUAAAAGAACUUUGCCAAGCGCACCAGAAGGCAAGGGAGGUAGUCAUUCUGGUGCUGAACCUCACACAUGCUGUUUCUACAACGAGCUGUAUGCGAUUCUCCGAGGUGACCCUACCAGUAACCCCACAAGCAACGUGGACACCUCACAGGUGUGUGAGUCUAGGGACAACAAGGAGGAUAAUAUGGUGGAUGAGGAUCAUGGGAGACAGUGAGCGGUGGAUCCAUUCUCCCCGAGAGCCAGAAAAUAUUUUUAACCCUGGAGCCCUGUGGGUCACAGGACGUUACGGUGGCCAACCGUGAUGCCGGGGAAGGCACCUCUGGUGAGUAUAUAGUUACAGUCAAAGUCCAGUUAAACUUUAGCAGGUGCACACAUUCGGUGGUAUUUCAUGUUUACUGUGAAGAAAAAGCGAGAUGCUGUGGUUCUUUGCUUUCAAGAGGCUGCUUCAGCUACGCAGAGGGUGGCCCCAAAAACUACUUUUUAUGUGGACUGGGAUAGUCCGGGAAUCCUCCAUGGAUAUCUCUAGAAAACUUUCAUGGAGAUACUCUGAAAUCCUUUGCAGAAGGUUUCUGGGCAGUGCAGUCUUAUUUCUUCCACCAUGGUAGGACACUUUCCAACGCAACUCCUGAAUGAAUUCUGCUAGCAUCAUUGUGGUACACAGCAUAGCAGCAUGAGGACCGGGUCUAUACCCAGACGCUUGCAGCAUCUGCUUCCUUUCCACCUCUGUUACCCUCAGGAGACUGAUAUUUCAUAGGGUCGGCUAGGGGAAAUGGGGAAAGUUGUCAUUAAAAGUGCUCUUAUAAGAAAAAAAGAGCAUGUAGACCUCCCCCACCCCAUAUUCCGGAUUGCCAAACCUAAUGCUAAUGUGCCUUUAGGGUUGGGAAGUAGUUUAAGUGGCUGUUAGGGGACUGGGGCCCCACAUGUGAGAUUCUGCAAUUUGAGAGUGAAAACGCACCCCCCACCUUCGCCCUGUUUGUAAACAGCUUUCCGUGGUGCUAUGGGGAAGGGCUAUUGUUUGACUAGCUACCUCUGCUCCCGACAUGAACCUGCCAUAAACUUCAAUAAAAGUGCAGUCACCCAUGACGGGGUGGGGGGAGCUAUUCACCAUGGCUGGAACAGCAAAACGGUGCAGUGAAUGGUUAUGGAUUCUGAUUGUUAUGGCUUGCACCUAGUGUAAUAAGGGUGGGGUUUUUUUGGUUUGUUUUAAUGAAAACAGCCUUGCUAUGGAAACAUCCUAUGCAUGUACAAUGGCUCCUUUCUUUUUCCCAUGACUGACUCCCAGCUGAAAAUGUGUCCUUUGGCACGUCAUCAACACCUGAAAGCAGACUUUCGCUGAUUAGAAGAAGGUGAAAGAGAACACGGGAGGACAUGUUCACUGAGAUAAUGAACACCUCUGGGGCAGCUGACACAGCUGACCACAGCUGAGAGGGUGGAGGAUUUCACUGUCUGAGAAGUUAGACAUGGACAUGGAGAGCAGGAGAGCUUCCAAUGAGCAAGAGUGUGUGGCAUCGGAUGAGAUGCUUUGGAUUAUGACUAAGACAUAUUGAGGCAUCUGGUUGAACUGCAGGAACAGAAGAGGUCCCUCUUCAGACCUUGGUGGACAACCAGCCAGCCAGCAUCGCCUGGCACAGAAUCACCUUCCCCAAAGCAUUCCCUGAGGCGUGGGAGAAAAGUCCAUUAUCCCUUUCAAUUAUCUCGGGAGGAGGGUACAAGGAACAGAAGGUUCCUUUGAUGGUCUAGAAUAUGGUGUUAUAUUACACAGCUAAAAAUGUUUCUUCUGUUCCAACUUUACAACCCCUUUUCCCUAAGGCUAAUUUUUUUUGUCUGUUUUCCCUCUUUACUAUAGUUGUUAAAUAAAGUACAUAAAUGGAUUUGAGAAACAAAUGUUCUUUAUUGAGUAGAAACAGUGGGCUUGGGGGGGUAGGGUUGGCUUUACAGGGACAGUGAUACAAGCCAAGUGAAGGUUUGGGAAAGCACAGUGCAGACAAGCAGCUCAUGUUACUGUGACUCAUUAUUGAAACGGCUUUUCAAAACCUCGUGGAUAUGCAGCGCCCCUUGCUGUGCUCUUCUUAUUGCCCUGGAGUCUGGCUGUCAAAAAUGGCUGCCAUGCAAUCUGCCUCAACUGCCCAGCCAUCCGGAAAAUUUCCCCCUUUUUUCCCCACAGGUCUGAAGCACACAGCAGGCAGCAUAACCAUGGGGGUGUUCUCUUCACUAAGGUCCAACCUUGUUAGUAAACUUCUUCAGUUCCCUUUCACACUACCAAAGGCACAUUCAACCACCAUGCUACAUUGGCUGAGUCUAUAGUUGAAGCAUUUCUUACUGCUGUCCAGAAGGCUGGUAUAUGGCUUCAUGAGCCAUGGAAGCAAGGGGUAGGCUGGGUCCCCCAGGAUAAC